UGUUUCCAGGCGGAAGUUGAAGAAACUCUGAAGAGAAUUCAGGGUCAGAAAGGAGUUCAGGGGAUCAUCAUCGUCAACUCAGAGGGUAUUCCUAUUAAGACCACUCUGGACAACGCCAGCACGAUGCAGUACGCGGGACUCCUCCACCAGCUGGUGAUGAAGGCGAGGAGCACAGUACGAGACAUCGACCCCCAGAACGACCUCACCUUCAUGCGGGUUCGCUCCAAGAAGAACGAGAUCAUGAUCGCUCCAGAUAAGGACUAUUUCUUGAUCGUCAUUCAGAAUCCCUCAGACUGAAGGAGGAGCUUCUCUCUCUCUCUCUCUCUCUCUCUCAUAUCAAAACAGCCAAGCGUUUUUCUUUCUUUGCUCUCGUCUAAAGAACCCGUCAUCCCGAAGCUUUCGAUGCACUUUCUGUACCAGGAAGUAAAGUCAGGAUCUGAAGGUGGAUCAUCCGCGCAGCAUGCUGUCACUCUGCAGUGCAAACCUUUUCUCUUUCUAUCCAUUAGCAUUCCAGCGUGUUCCCUCGCCACAUUCAUUCUGAUGUCACGUCUCUGUCUUAUUGUUUUUUUCUGCAAACGCGUUACUUCACACCGAAAAGAAGGAAAACUGGACGAGUACAAAUAAAAGUAAAGCUCAUUAAAGAGCGAGGCUGCAGCUCAUCGAUAAGUUUGAGGCUGUCUUCUUUACCAACGGUGGAAAACUCGGGUUUGUUAUUUAUUGAUAUUUUGGUAAAAGAAGUGAAUGUUCAGGAUUUCACCGCUGAGCAGAGAAAACACACUAAACUUAACGUCUCUGAUGGUUCUUUUUAACUCGUUAUGAAAUUAAAAAUGUCAAAAUGC
Molecule: messenger RNA, 839 nt
Organism: Labrus mixtus (cuckoo wrasse)
Lineage: Eukaryota; Metazoa; Chordata; Actinopteri; Labriformes; Labridae
Gene: dynlrb1
Product: dynein, light chain, roadblock-type 1
Exons: 3
Biological process (GO): microtubule-based movement
Cellular component (GO): cytoplasmic dynein complex; cytoplasm; centrosome
Molecular function (GO): dynein intermediate chain binding
Source: RefSeq, a predicted model, not a curated record